AUGCCGGUAGCGUUACCGCGGCGAACUCACACACUCUCGCGCAUCACCAACGAGACCAAGAUCCAGGUGUCGCUCUCGCUAGAUGGAGGCCCACUUCUCGCCUACGAAGACUCCCAGCAUUUCCCUUCCUCGAUAUCUCCAGCUCAGAAACAGUCACACCCCGACGUGCUGGUUCCCCUGCCCGCAUCACACCAUGCGACACAGAUCACGCCCACGCAGCAGAUAGCCAUCUCCACGGGCAUUGGAUUUCUGGACCACAUGCUGCACGCCUUGGCAAAACAUGGAGGUUGGUCCCUUGCCAUCCGAGCAAGCGGUGAUUUGAUCAUCGACGACCACCACACAGCCGAGGAUGUUUUUCUGGCAGUCGGCUCUGCAUUCAACGCUGCGCUGGGCAAACGCACGUCUCUCGUCCGCUUUGGCCGUGGUGACGCCCCACUCGACGAGGCGCUGUCGUGGGCCGUCAUCGACCUCUCGAACCGACCGUACAGUGUGAUUGACUUUGGAUUUACUCGAGAGAAGAUCGGUGAUCUAAGCACUGAGAUGAUCACCCAUGGCCUCGAGAGUUUUGCCCAGGCCGCCAGUGUGACCUUGCAUGUGAAGUGUGUCUAUGGAAGCAACAACCACCACCGAGCAGAGAGCGCUUUCAAGGCGCUGGCAGUGGCUUGCAGGCAAGCUUGCGAGAGGAGAGCUGAGGGGGCAGUGGGCAGUGGCGAUGUGACGAGUACCAAAGGCGUGCUUGGAUCAAGUGUGACGGGGUAG
Messenger RNA from Fonsecaea erecta, 759 nucleotides. RefSeq lists its product as hypothetical. The record is from RefSeq and is a predicted model, not a curated record. Gene Ontology annotation, biological process: L-histidine biosynthetic process. NCBI's taxonomy places the organism in Eukaryota, Fungi, Ascomycota, Eurotiomycetes, Chaetothyriales, Herpotrichiellaceae. Bases 1 to 759 code for a protein of 252 amino acids. Gene Ontology annotation, molecular function: imidazoleglycerol-phosphate dehydratase activity. The transcript has a single exon.